AGCCUAGCUGGGAUCCCUGGCUCUGUGGGCCCGAUCACAUGCCCCCUCCUCCUUGUGUUCCUUUGUGGAGAAGGGCGGGGAGGCACUGGGGCCGCCCUUCCUCUGUGCAUUAGAUGUGUUGAUAACAGCUCUAUGGCUGGCCCUGUCUCCGGCACCAUGAAGGACGAGGUGGCUCUCCUAGCCACUGUCACCCUCCUAGGAGUCCUGCUGCAAGCCUACUUUUCCCUGCAGGUCAUUUCUGCGCGCAGGGCCUUCCGCGUGUCACCGCCGCUCACCACCGGCCCGCCCGGCUUCGAACGUGUCUACCGAGCCCAGGUGAACUGCAGCGAGUACUUCCCGCUGUUCCUCGCCGCUCUCUGGGUCGCCGGCAUCUACUUCCACGAAGGCGCCGCCGCCACCUGCGGCCUGGUCUACCUGUUCGCGCGCCUCCGUUACUUCCAGGGCUACGCGCGCGCGGCUCAGCUCCGGCUGGCCCCGCUGUAUCAGAGCGCCGGCGCGCUGUGGCUGCUGGUGGCGCUGGCGGCGCUCGGCCUGCUCCUGCACUUCCUCCCUGCCCCGCUGAGCGCUGCGCUGCUCCGCCGGCUCAGGACGCUGCUGCCCUGGGCCUGAGAGC
Molecule: messenger RNA, 613 nt
Organism: Ochotona princeps (American pika)
Lineage: Eukaryota; Metazoa; Chordata; Mammalia; Lagomorpha; Ochotonidae
Gene: LTC4S
Product: leukotriene C4 synthase
Exons: 5
Coding region: 133-609 (158 amino acids)
Biological process (GO): leukotriene biosynthetic process
Cellular component (GO): nuclear envelope; membrane; endoplasmic reticulum
Molecular function (GO): glutathione transferase activity; enzyme activator activity; leukotriene-C4 synthase activity
Source: RefSeq, a predicted model, not a curated record